UGUUUUGGCUCGGGCGCUAAUCGCAUCAUGUAGAGAGGAUGAGGAUGGUGUGUGAGUCAGAGGCUUAAUCGAGAUAUUUCCUGAUUGUGUCUGAGCUGCGUGAUUUUUGGUUUCUUAUCCUUUAAAAUAAAUAAAUAAAUAAAAUAAGCAGAGAUGAAAAUGGAUUUAACCGCCAUGAUAGACGCGCUGGAGACGCGAGAGCAGGAAGCGGCACUGCGCGCGCUGCAGAUCUACAAUAAAGAGAAGAGUCAGUGUUUCAUAUUUCCAUCAGAGGAACAAGAGGACAGAGAGCGUCUGGGCGAGCUUCUCCUGUCCUUUCUGGAUCGAGACGUCCAGCCUUCGUGUAAGCUGGCGUGUUUGGAGACGAUCCGCAUCCUGUCACGUGAUAAAAGCAGCCUGGCUCCGUUCUCCAGCCGCCGCGCCAUUCACACACUCGCAUGUCACGCUGCACUCGCGCCCGUUGAGGGGUUCGGGCCACAAGUCGCCGACCUGGAUGUGAUCGUGGAGGCGCUGAAGUGUCUCUGCAACAUCAUACUGAACAGCUGCGAGGCACAGGAAGCCGCCGCGCACUUGAGUCUCAUGGUGGGCGUGGCCGAGCGUCUGAAACAGUGCCGCGAGUCUCAGUGGAGCUCGGACGUGCGCUUCUUCGACCUACGGCUGGCGUUCCUGCUGACGGCACUGCGUGUAGACGUGAGGGCUCAGCUGGCCCGGGAGCUCAGGGGUGCUCGGAUUCUGGCCGACGCCCUCGACGCCACGCUCGGCCUGCAGUGGACCGACGCCUAUGAGGUUUCCCGCUCGGGCGCGGAGGGGCCGAACGAUCUUCCACCACUCGGGAGGAGUGAGACGGAGCGAGCCAUGGAGAUCCUGAAGAUCCUCUUCAACAUCACCUACGAUACGGGACGCCGCAAAGUGGACGAGGAGGAGGCGGCAACGUACAGACACCUGGGAGCCAUACUGAGACACUGCUUAAUGAGUACAGCCGAGGGAGAGGAACGCACAGACGAGUUCCACGGUCACACAGUGAACCUGUUAGGGAAUCUCCCCCUGCCGUGUUUGGACGUGUUGCUGAUGCCCAGAGUCCAGCUCGGCUCCAUUGAGUACAUGGGAGUGAACAUGGAUGCAGUGAAGAAACUGCUGGAGUUCAUGGAGAAAAGACUAGACAGAGGGAAUAAGCUGAAGGAGACGCUGCUGCCGUGUCUCAACCUGCUGACGGAGAGCGCUCGCAUCCACCGAGAGACACGCAAAUUCCUGCGAAUGAAAGUUCUCCCCCCACUGCGUGAUGUUAAGAAUAAGCCCGAGGUGGGAAACGCUCUGAGGAAUAAACUGGUGCGUCUGAUGACUCACAUCGACACGGAUGUGAAGACCUGCGUUGCCGAGUUCCUCUUCGUCUUGUGUAAAGAGAGCGUGUCCCGGUUCAUCAAGUACACGGGUUAUGGGAACGCCGCAGGCCUGCUGGCGGCUCGAGGUCUGAUGCGGGGCGGCUGGGAGCCGGGACAUUACUCUGAGGAUGAGGACAGUGACACGGAGGAGUACAGAGAGGCCAAGCCACACAUUAAUCCUGUGACGGGUCGAGUGGAAGAAGAGCAGCCGAACCCGAUGGAGGGAAUGACGGAGGAGCAGAAGGAGUACGAGGCCAUGAAGCUGGUCAGCAUGUUCGAUAAACUCUCCAGGGAUCAUGUGAUUCAGCCCAUGAAGCUCGGCCCGGAUGGAAAAAUGACCAAACUGGAGCCACACGAGCUGCACUGCCUCACACAGCAGCCGUUUACUGGGCAGAGGAACGAUGAAGACGAGGAGGAGGAAGAGGAGGAGAUCUCAGACUGAACACGCUCAGAGAGAACGGCCGUGUGACCUGCUGUUGGGAUGAGAAACGGACUCGGGAGUGAAAAUUAGAAUAAAAUCACACACACAUGCGUCUUACUGUCCUUGUGAGGAUUUUUGACAUAGUUAUUAAUUCUGCUAAUUAACACUAAGCUACAGCUACCGCUAACCUUUCAGCCCUUUUAGUGGUUAUUUUUUAUUUUUAAAAAGCUCCAGUGCAAAGUUUUCCUCAUGAGGAGCAGCAGGACGUCCCCAACAACCUCAAAAUUCAGAUAUUAUAAUUAAGGGGAACGUUUCAUCCUCACCAAGAUAUAAACACACACAAACACACAGGUUAUUGCUGUGCUCAGGAUCAGUUUACAGAAUCUUCUGGAAUACAGCAAGUGUGUAAAACAUCAAUAAGAAAAGAAACAAUUCUUUUCGCUUCGGUCAGUUUUACUGAUAUAUUUAUUUAUUUUUCUUCAUGAGGAUGUUUUAUAGCUUGGAUCUGAAACCAGCAGCGGGAAGCUUCAGCAUUUGCCUAAUCUCAAAGGGUCAUUUCUGCUCUGUCUGGUUAAAGCAUGACUUUAAAGCUGAACUGGUUGAUGGUAUAACGUGUAGAGGAGCUGAACACACACCUCACCUCUAUCCUGUGUGUUACAGGAUGUUUUCUGACGGCUUCUUAUCUUAUCGACCACAUAAAUAAAACAAGCUGGAGUUUUGUUCUUGUGUGGAGACAGAGAUCAGUGACACACACACACACACACACACACAGUGUCAGGAGGAGUGUGCGAGUUGUGUUUACCUGCUCAUCUGAGAAACGAAGGUUGGCGGCUGUUGUGUUCCGUGUGCACUUCAGUUUUGUUUUGUUUUGUUUUUAGUCGCACAUCAUGUCAUGUAUCUUCUAUUUAUUUUACUGCUAGAAACAUUUUCUGAAAAUAUAUAAUUGGGUGUAGUUGUAUUUUUCAACAAUAAAAUGGACAAAAAUCACAAAAGGCCUGGAGGUGUUUCCCCUGUUCCACUCAGUGCAUGGAAACUGAUGGAUUUAUUAUUUAUUUGUUGUGUGUGUAAUUAUAUCUUACAUUAUUGAACUUUUUCCUCUUCCGCCAUCGGUCAGAUUUAUUCUUUACGUGUUACUGUGCAGCACUUUGAUCUGAUAAAGUUCUCUAUUAUUAUUAUUAUUAUUAUUAUUAUUAUUAUUAUUAUUAUGCAAGACAAAGAUCUAAAACUUUGAGGAUUGUAAAAUGAAUUUAACGUGAAAAUCGUCUGUGUUUCUAUUAAAAAAUAUAUAUAUAAAACUUACUCGUGUUUGAUUUGGAGGAAAGAAUUAAUUCUUCAUCUUGCUGGUAAAGAUAGCAUUUUAUUUUAAAAAAAGAUGGAAAAAAAAGAGAGAGAUGAACAAAAAAAAGAAGAAAAAAAAGAAGAGAGCCUGGUGAUGCAAGAUUGAAGCGCUGUGAGGAAUCUCGCUCCGGCGCGGCCUUUCGCAUGUACAAAAAAAAAAUCCACUUGCAGACAAAAAACGUGGAGGAUUCGUUUCCUUUUUUUCCCCCCCACAGGCCACCAGUGAGAGAUAGAGAGAGAGAGAGAAAGUGUGUGUGUGUGUGUGUGCGCACUCGUUCGCUACAUGCAACUGGACUCCACCUGAGCUUCAGGGUUUACAUUUUAGAGGGAAGAAGAUUUACAGCACGGCCUCAAUAAGUUAAAAACUAUAGCAAAAGGUUUCUUUCUGCUCAAAUCUCACUAGAUACAUUUACAAUAUAAUACCUGUGACAAAAUAAACUGUUCCCCGAUUUAAAAUGCAACCCGAAAUCCUCAUCGUUGUGAAUAAAAUGAGAUUUACAUGUCUGCUUUAUCGCUGCCACUGUUCUGUUUUUUUUCUUCUUUUACUUGGAAAUUAAAUACCAAAGAAAAAAAAAUCAUAAAAAAA
This is a messenger RNA of Hemibagrus wyckioides, 3724 nucleotides long. It is a transcript of the gene ric8a, whose product is annotated as RIC8 guanine nucleotide exchange factor A. The record is from RefSeq and is a predicted model, not a curated record. NCBI's taxonomy places the organism in Eukaryota, Metazoa, Chordata, Actinopteri, Siluriformes, Bagridae. The coding region runs from base 154 to 1821 and encodes 555 amino acids. Gene Ontology annotation, biological process: G protein-coupled receptor signaling pathway. Gene Ontology annotation, cellular component: cytoplasm; plasma membrane. Gene Ontology annotation, molecular function: G-protein alpha-subunit binding; guanyl-nucleotide exchange factor activity. The transcript has 10 exons.